AUGCAAGUCUUGGAUGAGUCUUAUCAAAGUAUCUACAAUGUCUCCGUGACGAGAGACAACUACAAGGCCUUGGGCAGCGUUGAUGGCUCCUCUUUGAUAUUAUGGGUUGAUAUGCACGAGAACACGAUCACGUCUGAUGGGACAAUGCUAGUCACUAGCUACAAUGUCACUCAGACUGAUCUCAGUUCCGUGGGAGGUCCCGAGAAUGGCUGGAUCAUUGACUAA
Penicillium verrucosum is the source of this 225-nucleotide messenger RNA. RefSeq lists its product as uncharacterized. The coding region runs from base 1 to 225 and encodes 74 amino acids. The transcript has a single exon. Lineage: Eukaryota; Fungi; Ascomycota; Eurotiomycetes; Eurotiales; Aspergillaceae. The record is from RefSeq and is a predicted model, not a curated record.